Molecule: messenger RNA, 2372 nt
Organism: Lathyrus oleraceus (garden pea)
Lineage: Eukaryota; Viridiplantae; Streptophyta; Magnoliopsida; Fabales; Fabaceae
Product: cucumisin
Exons: 11
Coding region: 407-1819 (470 amino acids)
Biological process (GO): proteolysis
Molecular function (GO): serine-type endopeptidase activity
Source: RefSeq, a predicted model, not a curated record
CCUAAUGCAUACAGCUUAGCUAAUUUGUUUGCAUUAUUGUACUUUCUUUCAUAAGCAUGAUGUUGCAUAUUCAGAGUGAUACUCAUUAACUUGAUGGCGCUGAUUCUUAGUGAAAUAUCUUUGCACUACUCUCUCUCUCUCUAUGGCAGCAUCAAAAGCAUAACUUGGUUAAGCUUUGGUAUAGUUUGCAUUGAAAAUCUGAUUCGGCAUCAGAUGGUGUGUUAACUACCCUCGGUAGUAUCUGAAGAAGUUUUAUCAUAAAAAACACUGCAAAAUAUUUCAUCGAAGAUGUUGCAAUACCUUUUCUUCUUCAUGCUAUUAUUGGGAUGUGUUUCUUCUAGCUAUGAUGAACCCCUAGCUGCUAACACCAAAAUUUAUAUUGUCUAUACCGGAGAUACCAUCAAAGAUGAAGCUUCUUGUUUGCUCCACUAUAAUUAUUUGCUACAACAGCAACUCGACAACAAAAACUAUACUUUAUUAUUAUUGGCAUAGUUUCAACGGAUUUGUUGUGAAGCUAAAUGAGAAAGAAGCCGAUAAAAUGGCAGUUGUUUCUGUUUUUCCGGAUGAAAAGAGACAACUCCUCACAACAAGAUCAUGGGAUUUUAUUGGCUUUACACAAGAGGUGGAAAGACAAAACUAUGAAAGUGAUGUUAUAGUUGGAGUGAUUGAUUCUGGAGUUUGGCCAGAAUCGAAAAGCUUCGAUGAUAAAGGGUUCAGUCCACCACCUGCCAAAUGGAAGGGUUCAUGCCAAGCUUUUGAUUUUACCUGCAAUAAUAAGAUAAUUGGAGCAAAGUUUUAUCCACCACUCCAUCAUAAUGCCUUAAGCUCAAAAGAUAUUGAAUCUCCUAGAGAUUCAAGUGGUCAUGGUACGCAUACAGCAUCAACGGUGGCUGGGAAUUCUAUUAGUAUGGCAAGCAUGUUAGGCCUUGCACAAGGAACCGCUAGAGGGGGAGUUCCGUCAGCACGCAUUGCCGUAUAUAAAGUGUGCUGGUCUGAUGGAUGCAAUGAAGCGAGUAUUCUUGCCGCAUUUGACGAUGCAAUUAAAGAUGGAGUUGAUAUAUUAUCUGUAUCAAUUAGUGAAAGUGUUUCUAAAACGAAUAUACAUUUUAAAGAUGUAUUGUCCGUCGGAUCUUUUCAUGCCAUGAAGCAUGGUGUGCUAACAGUACUUUCAGCUGGAAACACAGGUCCAUAUCCUAAAUCCUUACAAAAUUAUCAACCUUGGGCAAUUAUUGUUGGUGCUAGCACUUUGGAUAGGAAAUUCGUAACAAAAGUCAAAACAGGAAACAAUAUAGCUUAUGAGGGUAUUUCUUUAAACACAUUUGACCUUAAAGGAAAAUAUUAUCCAAUUAUCUAUGGUGGGGAUGCAGCAAAGAAAAGACCAGGUUUCGAUCAAGACUCAUCAAGGAAUUGUCUAACCAACCUGAUGCAAGAACAAGCUUAUAUUGAUAUGGCAAUCUCUUUUCCUUUGCCAGCAUGUUAUCUUCAAUCAAAAGAUGUAGUAAAAAUACAUACAUACAUACGUUCUACGAGCUUUCCGACUGCAACUAUAUUUAAGACAAUUGAGUUAAAAGAUAGUUUAGCACGUAUUGUUGCAUUUUUCUCAUCGAGGGGUCUAAACAACGUUACGUCUGAGAUUUUGAAGCCCGACUUAAUUGCUCCUGGAGUUGACAUCAUAGCGAGCUGGUCUCCAAUCUCUCCGAUUUCUGAGAUUUUUAGUGAGACCAGAAAAUUGAAGUUCAAUAUUAUAUCAGGAACAUCCGGAGCAGCGGCGUACAUAAAGUCAUUCCAUCCCACAUGGUCACCGGCUGCAAUUCGGUAGUAGAUAUAAAUAAUGAUGUGUAAUAUAACUGCACAUAUCAAUUCAGAAAAUAAUCCAGAUGCAGAAUUUGCUUAUGGAGCUGGCCAAAUUGACCCAGCCAAAGCUGUUAAUCCGGGUCUAAUAUAUGAGGCUGAUGAAGGGAAUUAUGUCAGGUUUUUAUGUGGACAGGGCUUCAAAACAACUGAUCUACGACAAAUCACGAGGGAUGACAGCAUAUGCUCUAACACAUCAUAUCCAUCUGCAAGGGAUUUAAACUACCCCUCUUUUGCUCUAAAUGUCCAAAGUUCCACACACAGUUUUAGAGGAAGCUUUCGAAGAAUGAGAAGAGAAAAAGAGAAACUAAAUUGUGAAGAAGAAUUUUUGUGCUAAUUGUUGGAACAGUUAGAAACUAAAUAUUCCUGAAAUUUUUGUGAAGAGAAACUAAAUAUGUUCCUGAAAAUGAAUGAACUUUUGUGCUAAUUGUUGGAACAGUUAGAAGAAGAAUGAGAAGAGAGAAAGAGAAACUAAAUUGUGAAGAAGAAUUUUACUAAUAUGAAAUUCGUUUGAUUUACAA